UAUUUUAUUGACUCAACACGAUUUUUGUCAAGAAUCUUAUUUUAUAAAUAUUUGGAUUUUCUUUAAUAUAAAUUUUCGUAAUGGUUUCUUCACCCGAUGAAUCUAGAAUGGCAAAUAAAGAAAGAGCUAAACCAUCCUCGAUGGAUCCAGGUCAAGAUAUCCGUACUAAAACCGGUGGUGCAUAUAUUCCACCGGCAAAAUUACGUCUGAUGCAACAGAAUAUCAGCGAUAAGAAUAGUGAAGCUUAUCAGCGUUUGGCAUGGGAAUCCUUAAAAAAGUCUAUCAAUGGUCUGAUCAACAAAGUUAACGUUUCAAAUAUUGCAUUUAUCGUGAAAGAAUUGUUUGCCAUCAAUUUAAUUCGUGGCCGAGGUCUACUUUGCCGUUCUAUUCUUCGUGCUCAGCAAUCUUCGCCAACAUUCACACACGUUUAUGCUGCAUUGAUUGCCGUAACGAAUACAAAAUUUCCCAAGGUCGGCGAACUUUUACUCAAACGAUUGAUUGUUCAAUUUAGGCGUUCAUUUCAAAGAAAUGAUAAAUCGAAUUGUAUCAAUAGCACUCGGUUUAUUGCUCAUUUAUUCAAUCAAAAUGUAGCGCAUGAAAUUUUAGCAUUAGAGAUUUUAGUCUUGUUGCUGGAGAACGCUACAAAUGAUUCGGUUGAAGUGGCCAUUGCGUUUUUGAAAGAAUGUGGAGCAAAACUUGAAGAAGUAUCGCGCCAAGGUGCUGCAGGUAUAUUCGAACGACUUCGCACAAUUCUUCAUGAUGGUGAACUCAAUAAACGUGUUCAAUAUAUGAUUGAGGUCAUGUAUGCCAUACGUAAAGAUAAAUUCAAAGACCAUCCGUCAAUAAUGCAGGAACUAGAUUUAAUUGAAGAGGAUGAACAAUUUACCCAUUUGAUGACAUUGGAAGAUGAUUAUGAAACUGAAGAUCGACUUAAUGUAUUCAAAUUAGAUCCAGAUUUUCAGACUAAUGAAGCCAAAUAUGACGAGAUUAAACAAAGUAUUUUAGACGUCGGUGAUGAUGACGAUGAUGAUGAUAGCGAUGAAUCUGGAUCAGAUGAUGACGACGAAGAUUCUAGUGAUGAAGCAAAUGAAGAAGGAGCAACUACGACCAUCAUUGAUAAUACUGAAACUAAUUUGAUUAAUCUUCGAAAAACAAUUUAUUUGACCAUUCAAUCAUCUUUGGAUUUUGAAGAAUGUGCACACAAAUUAUUGAAAUUGGACAUUAAGCCACCACAAUACGCUGAACUGUGUAACAUGAUUGUGGAUUGCUGUGCUCAACAACGUACUUAUAUAAAAUUUUUUGGGCUCUUGGCUCAAAGAUUUUGUCAGAUAAAUCCUGAAUAUGUUGAGCCGUUUGUGGAAAUUCUCAAAAACUGUUAUGAUACGAUUCAUCGAUUUGAAACAUGCAAAUUGCGAAAUGUGGCCAAAAUAUUUGCUCAUCUUUUGUAUACCGAUUCGAUUCCUUGGACAGUGUUGAGUCAUAUUAAAUUGAAUGAAAACGACACGUCUUCUUCUAGUCGUGUAUUCAUAAAGAUAUUAUUCCAACAAUUAGCCGAAUCAAUGGGAUUAGUUCGACUUAAUCAACGAAUCAAAGAUCCAACCUUAGACGAAGCUUUCAAAGGAUUAUUUCCUCGAGAUAAUCCAGAAUAUACCCGUUUCGCUAUUAAUUUUUUUACCAGUAUUGGCCUCGGUGGUCUUACUGAUGAUCUUCGUGAACAUUUAAAAACGGCAUCUUCACAAAAAUUGCCAUUAUUGCAAGAAAAUUUACAGAAAUUAAAGCAGGAAGACGAUAGUACUAGUACUAGUAGUAGUAGUGACAGUUCAGAUAAUAGUUCCGAUAGUGAUUCUUCCGAUGAUAGCUCUGAUUCAUCAUCUGAUUCUUCUACAUCGAAUAAUUCCGAUAGUUCUUCAGAUGAAGAUUCAGACGAUACGUCACAUAAAAGAAAACAUCGAUCAAUUCGUGAACAACGACCAUCCAAAUAUCGAGGUGAAAGGGAAAAUCAUCGGAAAGAAGAACUACAUAAAUUACGAGAUACCAACAAACAUAAGCAUGAUAUGUCUCGUGACUAUUCUAAUUCAGAUCGACAUAAACGAUAUCCGAAUGACAAAAAAGAUACUGAUAAAUAUCGUUUAAAAGAACGAAACCGUGAAAAUGAUAAAGAUCGUAGCCAUCGUCAUCAUCAUCGAUCAAAUGAAGAAAAACACAUUGAUGAUGUGAAAAAGAACCUGAAAAGGGCAGACCGAGACGAAUCAUCAGAUGAUAAAAAACAUUCUAAAAUAAGAAAAAUACGUAGUGAAAUCAGAUCUGAUGAUCAUUCUACUCAACAUCACCGAAAAUAAUCAUUUUAUUUCAUUUCAUAAUUGAUCAAUGAUCAAUUUAUUUUAUUUUAAUGUAUUUUUGUAAUUAUUAUUCUAUAUAUAAAAAAUGACUAUUAAACUCCUUUUCUUGGA
Molecule: messenger RNA, 2450 nt
Organism: Dermatophagoides farinae (American house dust mite)
Lineage: Eukaryota; Metazoa; Arthropoda; Arachnida; Sarcoptiformes; Pyroglyphidae
Source: RefSeq, a predicted model, not a curated record